AUGGCAGCACCUCAGCCGCUCCGCCUGCACUCACGUGUCAAGGUAUCCAACCUCGGUCACGGCGAGGUGCUCUUCGUUGGUCAAACCUCCUUUGCGCAAGGUGUCUGGGUCGGCAUCGAGCUCGACAACCAGAACGGCAAAAACAAUGGAUCCGUUCAGGGCAAGCGCUACUUUGAAUGCCAAGAUGGCUACGGCGUCUUUGUCCGGUCCAGCCAGAUCCACGUUCUAUCUCCGGAGGAAGAGAUGCACAGCGUGGACGACGAGCCAUUACCGCCGCCAACACCAGCUGCAAGGGCGUCACGUCCACCAUCAACAACCACGCCUUCUGCUACCGCUGCUGCGCGUCUCAGUCCACGCAAGGGUGUUACAUCCACACCAGCCCGAGCAGCAGCACCGAGGGCCAGUCUAGCUCCUUCGGCGCCUCCUUCGGCGGUGAGAAGAACCAGCGCUGUCAGCGUUGGCAGCAGCCUUUCGUCAGCAUCCGCAUCGAGACCGCCGACCUCUGCCAGUAUCACAUCGCGUUCCUCUUCGCCCGUCAAGCCAGCUCCGAGUGUGCGAUCGCCCAUCAAAGCUUCGUCCGCUACUGGCCGCGUCUCUGCAGCAUCCAGCACCGCGCGCUCAGCAGUCGCCAGCUCCCUUGCAAGCAGAACUGGCUCGCCAGGCACUCCAGUCGCGCCAGGGCGUGCUCUCAGAACGGCUGCCACCACAACCUCCGCUACUACACCGGGCGCGAGGAUGCCUGCAGCUGGUAAUCCCGUAUCAAGGACAGUCACAAAGCCUGCGCCUUCCGCAUCAGCAUCGGCAAAAGCACAAACUCCCGCAGCAGCUAGAGCAGGACUUCGUCCUGUCCCAAAUAGUCGACCGUCCAUGGUAGCCGGCACUUCUCGCACGGCUACGUCAAGCCCUAGCGUCGCCUCAGCGUCUCGCGUCGCUGCAGCGCGCACAGCCGCCGCUUCUGCUCCCAUCUCUCGCGCCGCAAGCUCAGUUGGGCCAGCCUCUCGCACUGGCAGCUCACUUGGCCCGUCCCGUCUGGGUCCCCGAAGCUCUGGCGGUAGCGCAGUGAGCUCUGGUCGUACGAGUGCAUCACAACGACUACUGGACCCUGAAGAAGAAGAGGACUAUCGCCUCGAUGGUGAGGGCAACGAUCAUGAAGAUCUGCUCGCAAACGAUCCACUUCGACCAUCUCUAGGCGACCGCGACGAUGCAACCGACGAAGCGGAUCUGACCAUCUCUGCCGACACAAUUCCGGACUCAACGCUGCGCUCCACCAGAGCUCUCAACAAAUCAACACGCGAUUUCAUGAGCCUCGUCGAGCCGAGCGCGUCUUCCGCAGCUGUGCGAUCGUCCGCCGAGUUUGGCGCCUUGCACAAGGAACUCGAGGAGCUGCGAGCCAAGGUGCGCGUCCUCGAAAAGAAGCGCGACGACGAACGAUCCCGCAUCUCUGAGCUCGAGCAGCUCAAGGAGCAGGCCGAGAUGUCGAUCGCAGCAGCGCCCAAGCUCACGGCUAAAGUGCAAGAACUGCAGGCCGAGCUCAAGGACCAGAAGAAGCUGGAAAAGGACUGGGCUAUGCAAAGGGACGAUUUCGAGCGUCAGCUUUCCAAACUUAACGACGAGCUCGAAUCGUUGACGUUGGACCGCGAGAUGGCCGAAGAAAAGGCCGAAACCGCUGUCCUCGAAGCCGAGGAGCAUCUCAUGUCGCUUGAAGCAGCGAAUGCCAAGAUCCAAGCCCUAGAGAAGGACAUGAAUCCGCAUCUCUCGAGGCAGAGCGCCGCUGCGCGAGAAGAAGCAGAGGAUCAGGAUGGCGACGAUGGACUUGGAGACGGCGUAGCAUAUUCCGCUGCCGCCGACUUGCUGCAACGCGAAAACGACCAGCUGCGUCGCGUCCUUCGCGACCUGCGUGACCGUUCCAACGAGAUCGAAGGAGACCAUCGACGCAAAAUCAUCGAGCUCGAACGCGAGAAUGCCGAACUCAUCGAGCUCAACUCGACCAAUGACUCGCUGCUGCCCGAGCUUGAGAACGCAGAAUCCAUGAUCGAGGACCUCAAGCUGCAGCUUGACGAUGCACUCGGCGCUCAGGAUUUAGUCGAACAGCUCACCGAGCGCAACCUGCAGCUGAGCGACCUCGUCAAGAAGUUGCGCGAUGAGAUCGAAGAGCACGAGACCAUAGCCGAGAUCAACAACGAGCUCGAGGAGCAACACACCAUCAAUGAGAAGGAGCUCCGCGAGGAAAUCGAUCUGUGCGAGUCACGCAUCCGUGACCUUCAGGUUCGCAACGAAGGGCUCGAGAACAACGCGGUGGAUUAUCAGAACACUUUCGCCCAGUUCCGCGACCUUGUCUCCAACCUGCAGGGUGAGCUCGAAGCUGCAAAGGCAGAGCAGGCCGAGUACGGAGGCGGAGGCGGUGCAGAACGCAAGGGUCUGGCAGACCAGGCCAUGCUCAACCUCAACCUCAAGCUUCAAUCGAGUGCGCUCAAGAGCCAGGCCAAAACGAUUGAUCUCGAGCUCGGACGACUUCAGGCCUCUCAGGCGACUUCGCACCUCGAGAUGGUCCGCUCAUACCUGCCGAGCGCCUACUUUGAGGCCGAUGCAGAUGCGGUCAAUUGCCUGCUCUUCUUCCGUCGCAUGGCGGCCAAGUCGGAUCUUAUCAAAUCGAUCGUAGAGACCAAUCACGAUAUCCAGGAAAGUCUGUCAGGCGUCGUUCCCGAGAUCAUGGUCAGCAUCUGCGAGAUGCGUCACUCGAUCGCCCACUUUGGCGCGCUCUCUCGACAGAUUGCAGCAGUCCUUCGUCUCGCACCCACCGAGGUGUUCCUUCGAGGCGGGCGCAUGUAUCGCGAGAACAUGGCCAUCGAACGCAAGGUCGACGCUUUUAUUGCAGCGCUGCGACGCGAGGAGCUCAAGGAGCAGGAAUGUGGUUUCGAGUUCGGCAGGUUUGUCAAGCAGUUCGAAGACUUUACCAUGGCCUUAGGCGGAGACGAGAACGACAGCGACCUGGCUGCUAAGGAAGUGGGCUCGGCCAACUUGAUCGACCACGAUCUCGACACGCUCAUUGCAGCGCUCGGGUAUGCCAAGCAGCAGCUGGCACAGCUCUACAAGGACGACGACGUCGAGUGGGAGAUGGCAGGCAAGAACAUCGAGGAUGACCUGUUCGACCCACUGCAGGAGCUCAUCAAUCGAAUCCGCAACACCAAGGUGCUGACGCGCAAGGUGUUGCGCAGGCUGCUCAGCCUUGCCGAUAACGACGAGGCCGUGCGGAUGGAGGCCAUCAUGCAUCUGCCACCUCUAGGCAGGCUCACGUCGCAGCUGGUCACGUUUGCCACGCGGCUAUCGAAGUCCAUCUCGACCUAUGUUGCCGAGGUGCGCUCGUCGAAGUCGGUAUUCGAGAUCUUGAGAGUGACCGAGAUGGUGGCGGAAGCGACGGAAGAGGGCCUGGGCAAGUCGGAUGUCAACCUGUGGUCUGGUCCGCUUUCGUCUACUGCGCACCUAUCGAGCACAAUUCAAACUGUGCUUACUGCGAUUGUCGAGCAGGAAAACGUGAUCCGUAUCGACGGUCCUGGGCCUUGGCUUGCACGAGCGGAGGAUAUCAAGACGCAGGCAGCGCAGAACCCUGAACUCGAGAGACAGGUGGCCAAGCUGAGCGAGGACGCACGCGACUUGCUGCGACAAGUGAAAGCACGAGACCAGGCGCUACAGGAAGGCUCGAUCAAGAUCGAACGCCUUCAAAAGCAACUGGAAAAGUCAAAAGCACAGGUGGAUGAGCACAGCGAUGUGCGUGCUACGCUCACCGAGACGCAACGUCAAGCCAAAGCGUAUCAGGAUGCGAACGACGCGCUGCAGAGCGAGAUCGAGGCGCUGCAGAAGGAUCACGACCGACUCAAGGCACAGAUGGCUGCAGCGCCGGCCGACGCACUGGCCGCGCACCAGGCGGCAGGCGACGGCGAAGGCAAUAAUGGUGCAGUUGGUCGUGCGCUGCAGGAAGGCGGAUUGGACGUGGGUGCGAGUUACAGCAGCUUGGAGACGUCGUACCUAGUGGAUCAGCUCGAAGCGCUCAAGGGCGCACUCAAGCAUUUGCGCAACGAGAAUGCGGCUCUCAAGGGAAGUGCGUUGCUGGAGCAGAUGGAAGCUUUGCCGGUACUCGUACGUCGUUCGCAGCGUGUUGCCGGUGCGCCAACAGAAGGCGAGGCGGCUGCCAAGAGCGGCGAUGAGAGCGACACCAAAAAGGUCGGAGAGCCUGUCAAACGUGCGCCACUGCGUUUGGCUCGCACAGCUUCCACGAACGCUCCUGGCGGAUCCGUGCGUGCCGAGGCAAAGCAGCUCUACAAUACAGCCCUCACCACGUUGGCCUUGUCGAGCGUCGUCGAUCUCACUCCGCUUGCCAAGAAGUCGGCCGCCCCUGUGGCCUCAGAGCAGGUCAAAGCUGGGGAUAAGGUUCAGAUGGAAACAAGGGGGCGACCGUGGUUGCCGUACCACAAGCAGCCAGAGGCUCAGUUGGAGCUACAGGCACUGACAAGGGCAAAACUGCUGAGACAGCUGUCGGCUCUCACGGAGCGAUUGGCACCUGCAGUAGGAGCGAGACCGCCUGCGUCCGUGGUGGCAUUGCAGACGAUCCAAGCGUAG
This is a messenger RNA of Sporisorium graminicola, 4614 nucleotides long. RefSeq lists its product as uncharacterized. The transcript has a single exon. NCBI's taxonomy places the organism in Eukaryota, Fungi, Basidiomycota, Ustilaginomycetes, Ustilaginales, Ustilaginaceae. Gene Ontology annotation, cellular component: microtubule associated complex; spindle pole body; spindle. Bases 1 to 4614 code for a protein of 1537 amino acids. Gene Ontology annotation, biological process: establishment of mitotic spindle orientation; nuclear migration involved in conjugation with cellular fusion. The record is from RefSeq and is a predicted model, not a curated record.